Molecule: messenger RNA, 2397 nt
Organism: Eruca vesicaria subsp. sativa (arugula)
Lineage: Eukaryota; Viridiplantae; Streptophyta; Magnoliopsida; Brassicales; Brassicaceae
Source: the annotation of a GenBank genome assembly
AUGAGCAAGGAACAAAACUGUGUUCUAAAAGCUUGGGAGGUGACAAUGAAAAAGACCCAACAAGCCAAGAAACGAGCAAACACCAUGUUUGGGACAGUAUCGGUAGCUCCACAAACAGAUGAUGAAACUACAACGACCGAUGAUAAUGAUGAUGAGAGCAGCAUAGGUGAAAUGUACCAGGCAGAGAAAGUACUACCUAAUGGAGACUACUACACAGGUCAAUGGUAUGAUAGUUUUCCCCACGGCCACGGUAAGUAUAUAUGGACUGAUGGUUGCACAUACAUUGGUGAAUGGUACAAUGGCAAGACUAUGGGGAAAGGGAAGUUUGGUUGGCCUUCUGGUGCUACCUAUGAAGGAGAGUUCAAAAGUGGGUACAUGGAUGGGACUGGGACUUAUACAGGUCCUAGUGGAGAUACUUAUAGAGGUCAGUGGGUGAUGAACUUGAAACAUGGACAUGGGAUCAAGAGUUUUGCAAACGGAGAUGUGUAUGAUGGUGAAUGGAGGAGGGGUUUGCAAGAAGCUCAAGGGAAGUAUCGUUGGAGAGAUGGGAGUUAUUACACUGGUGAAUGGAAGAACGGUUUGAUUUGUGGCGAAGGUACUUUUGUUUGGUCGGAUGGUAGUAUAUACGAAGGGUUUUGGGACGAUGGUUUCCCUAGUGGAAACGGUACUUUCAAAUGGGAUGAUGAGAGGUUCUACGUUGGUCAUUGGUCUAAAGACCCUGAAGAAAUGAACGGUACUUAUCAUCCACCAGAGAUCGAAGAGAACCUUGAAUGGGAUCCUAAAGAAGUGUUUAAUAGUUUGAGUGAGUAUACUAUAUGCAGUGGUGAGAGGGUUCCUGUGUUGCCUUCACAGAAGAAGCUCUCUGUUUGGAACUCUUCAAAGCGUGUAGAGAAGCCAAGGAGGAUCUCUGUUGAUGGGAGGGUGAGUGUUGGUUUAGAUAGAGCGUUUGAGAAGAUGAAUAUGUGGGGAAGUGAAAGCGGUGAAGGUGCUGCUGAUAUUGAUUCCAACACAAGAAGAGAUUUAGAUGCUGAAAUAAUGAGACUUGAGGCUGAAGGCUUCAUUCAGAGCUUGAAACCUAGCCCUGUGCCUAUGAGAUUGCCUAGGGCAGGGAAGAAGCAAGGCGAGACAAUAUCGAAAAGUCAUCGAAAUUACGAUCUUAUGCUUAAUCUACAGCUUGGAAUCAGCAGACAUGCUGUUGGGAAACAAGCUCCUGUUGUGUCUCUUGAUCUUAAACAUUCAGCUUUUGAUCCAAAGGAGAAGGUGUGGACAAGGUUUCCACCAGAAGGAACCAAAUACACACCUCCUCACCAAUCUACUGAGUUCAAAUGGAAAGACUAUUGCCCAUUAGUUUUUAGGAGCUUGAGGAAGCUAUUCAAAGUAGACCCAGCUGAUUACAUGUUAUCGCUAUGCGGUAAUGAUGCCCUCAGGGAGCUAUCAUCCCCUGGUAAAAGUGGAAGUUUUUUCUACUUAACAAAUGAUGAUCGUUACAUGAUAAAGACAAUGAAGAAGUCUGAAACUAAAGUGUUUCUGAGGAUGCUUGCAGCAUAUUACAACCAUGUUCGAGCCUUUGAGAACACUUUGGUGAUUAGAUUCUAUGGUCUACACUGUGUGAAACUGACUGGAACAAUCCAAAAGAAGGUGCGAUUUGUUAUUAUGGGAAACCUAUUCUGUUCUGAAUACUCUAUCCACAGACGUUUUGAUCUGAAAGGAUCUUCUCUUGGUCGUACAACCGAUAAACCAGAAUCUCAAAUCAACUCUAACACAAUCUUGAAAGAUCUUGAUCUGAAUUUCAUAUUCAGACUACAGAAAGCUUGGUACCAAGAAUUCACCAGGUUAGAAGAACACAAUCCUUUUCUAGGUGUUUACAAGUUUCCUUAUAUGACCAUUGUUGUUGUUUUUUUCAGGCAAGUUGAUAAAGACUGUGAGUUUCUAGAACAGGAAAGAAUCAUGGACUACAGUCUUCUGGUCGGGAUUCAUUUCAGAGAAGCAUCAGUGGCUGGAGAGCUGAUUCCUUCUGGAGCACGCACGCCUAUUGGUGAGUUUGAAGAUGAAACAGCCCCUCGUCUCUCCAGGGCAGACGUGGACCAGUUUCUAUCUGAUCCCACAAGGUGGGCUAGUAUCAGACUUGGAGGAAACAUGCCGGCUCGAGCAGAGAGGACAAUGAGAAGGAGCGACUUGGAGUUCCAGCUUGUUGGGGAACCAACAGGAGAGUAUUACGAGGUUGUCAUGAUCUUUGGAAUCAUAGACAUUCUUCAAGAUUAUGACAUCAGCAAGAAACUUGAACAUGCUUAUAAGAGUAUCCAGUACGACCCUACUUCAAUCUCAGCCGUUGAUCCAAGGCUGUACUCGAGACGUUUCCGUGAUUUCAUCUUCAAGGUCUUCACUGAAGACGAUUGA